AUGUGCGGGUCACUUCGGUGAGGUGCCGUCAGUUCAUGACGCCCUCCACAAGUCCUACUACGUGAAAGCUUUUCCUUCCAUCGAGAAGCACUGCCACGGUCUUUUCCCUGUUGUUUGCUUUGUCUCAAGUAAAGUUUCCUCGGGCUGCAUUAUUUUUUUUUCCCCCAACCGGCGUGUAUUUCCUCGUCUGUAUCAGGGAGGGAGCACAGCACAACCUUUGUCAGAUCCUUGCUUGAACAUCAUGCUGCAAACGUGCACGCUUUUCAGUGUUGAGACUGGGAUCUCUGUGGAUGCUGCAGGAUUCAGUGACUCAAACUAGGCGCGUUUCGUUUCGGGUCUUUUUUUGUGCCUGCGUUAAAUGUGCCUGCCUUUUCAAAGGAUUUGAAUAAUGUGAUUUUUCCUUUUGGAAAACCACCUUCCAGGACUGACGAGCCAGUUGUGAAAGUCUAACACGCUGUUGCUUCUUUUCUUCCCUGUAUGCAGCGGGCAGAUAAUCAACCUGCUCCUACGGCAGUGGUAGGUUCAAGGCACUGCAAUUUUUAAGUAGUCAGCGAUUUUCCGCAACAAAUUCGCUAAGGGGCAAUUAUGCAAAAAGUUUAAUCUAACUUAUGAAGACAGCCCGAGCUCUAGCCGAGUAAUAAAAGGAUUCCAGUGUACUUUUUUCCCCACUUUUUUUGAAAGAAGAUCCAUUUGGGAUUUACUACAGUAUUUAGUAAGCGGCUCACGAGGUGAAAGAAUUCCCAAUGCAAUUGUUACUGCUUUUCCUAAUAGUUCUCGUGAACUGUUGCCAUCAAGGCAGUGAAGCCCAGGGUGGAUCUAUAAAAACUUUACGAUCUUCAAAUAUAAGGCGUGAAGACAGCAAUCACCUCACAGACUUGUACCGGAAAGAAGAAACCAUCGUGGUGUCCGAGAAUGGCCACAUUCAGAGUCCGCGCUACCCUAACAGCUAUCCAAGAAACCUUCUGUUGACCUGGAAAAUCCUUUCUCCGGAAAACACUCGGAUACUUCUAGACUUUGACAGACAUUUUGGCCUGGAAGAACCAGAAAAUGACAUCUGUAGAUAUGAUUUUGUGGAAAUUGAGGAUUUAUCAGAGACCAGCACAAUUAUACGGGGAAGAUGGUGUGGACAUAAGGAAACCCCUCCAAGGAUAACGUCAAAAACAAAUACAAUUAAAAUCACCUUUAAAUCUGAUGAUUAUUUUGUGGCCAAACCAGGAUUCAAACUGUAUUACUCUCUCAUGGAUGAUGUCCAACCUGCAGCAUCCGAAACAAAUUGGGAAGCAGUCACCAACUCUGUCCCAGGACCAUCUGUGUUUUCCUCAUCAGUGACCGAUUCCCCAUUGUCGGCUGCAGCUUUGGACCAGACCAUCGCUGCGUUCGACACAGUGGAGGAGCUGCUGAAGCACCUCAAUCCCGACACGUGGCAGGAGGACCUGGAGAACCUUUACACCGACACUGGUCAUUACCGAGCCCGGACCUUUCACCACGAGCGCAGGCACAAGAUUGACCUGGACAGGCUGAAUGAGGAUGUAAAACGAUACAGCUGCACACCUAGGAACUAUUCGGUCAAUCUGAGGGAAGAGCUGAAGGCAACCAAUGCGGUUUUCUUUCCCCGGUGUCUCCUCGUUCAGCGGUGUGGGGGAAACUGUGCCUGUGGUACGGAAAACUGGCGUUCCUGCACCUGCUCGCCUGGCAAAACUAGUGAGAAGCUUUAUGAGGUGCUGAAAUUCAGUCCCGAACCUGGAUUCUUCAGAAGGAAAAGUCGAGGAAGGGGUAUGGGCCUCGCAGAAAUCUACCUGGAGCACCAUGAGCGUUGUGACUGUGUUUGCCACUCACGGCCACCACGAUGAAGACCAAUGUCAAAGAGACAUGAGUAUGGGACUUUUAAUAUACAGUAGUUUGGAUCACCAUCUCCCACCCCCACCCCCUGCCCCAGUGCAACUGUACUCCACCGCAAAUGAAUAAGCAGAUUGCUGUGUCUGGGUUAAACCUCUUGUGUCAUCUGUCAUCUCCACUAAAUGUUAUUUUGUCAUAUAAAUAUAUUUUAAGCACCCUGGAAGUGCAGGCUAAAAAUAGUCUUCCAAAACGUAAUCCAAGGUCUGCAGACCUUAAUGAAAGAAACAGUAUUAUUGACUUUAUUUGCUUUUACUUUCAGUGUGAAAAGAAUAAAAGUAUGUUUUUUUUAAGGAUGUGUCAGAAGUUUAUGAUCUAGGGAGGACGGUGGUGAAACAGUUUUCCACAGGCGUCCACAGGUACAGUAUGUCUGCAUCACCAUGAUUUACUAAUAGCUAGUCCAAAUGUAACGGUGUUUCAGAGGUGAUUGGCCUUUUUUGCAAAGGAAGGAUCCUUCAUUUAUAACCUCAGAUUGCCACUGUGGUGAUGAAAUUGUUUCCGUAUUCAAGUAUAGCCGCAGACUGUCCUGUGCUCAUCUUAUUUCAGAUGGGGUUGUGCAAACAAUGAAAAUCAGAACUUUGCCAAAUAUAGCUCAAUUAGUGUGAUACCAAAGUUUAAUUAUUUUUAAUCAGUUUGAUCAGUUCACUUUUUUUGUGAACGAUGAUUAUGAAGUGGAAUUAUUUACUCAAUUGGAAUUUAUUUCACUAAAGAGAACUCCAGACUGCAAAGAGACUAUCAUUAAGUUCUCCUACAUUCUGACAUUUAAGACACGAUUAUGUGACAAUGUAUUGUAAUAUCUACCCUUUCAGUGCCUUUUUUACAGUUAACAUGAGCCACAAUUAUCUGCUACAUUCUGCUGAAAAAGUAUGAAUAAAUGCCCAUUGGUACUGUACUGUAUAUGUACAGUCAUAUGGCUAGAAUUAAUAAACUAGAACCAGGUCAAUUUGUAUUGCUUACAGUAAAAACUCCAGCAACAAAAUAAUUUACAGGUAAUUAAUCAAUGUUCCCCUAUGAAAAAGCAGUGAUAUGCACUUUGACUCAAUAUUGGGUAAUUAGUAUUUAAUUCAUUCAUAUUGAGAGACCUGGGGACAUACUUACCAAACCCUCUGCACUUACUGUAAUUGUAAAUCUUUAGAAUGCUUUGAUUAAAGGUUUAUAAUAUGCAAAAGUAAACACAUGAUUUUCAUUUUUUGAAAAAUGCCUUUAUAAAACUGGCCAUAUGUGUAUACCUUCUCGGAGAAAGAGAAAUUGCAAUUGAUUCUCAGUCAAAUCUAGCUGCUGUGCAGGCAUUGUAUUGCUUAUGCAGAUUUUAAGUAAAAGAAAUUGCCAAUAUCUAACUGUCAGUCAUACUUUCUGCUUAAUAUUGUAUAUCUUAACAUUUAAGAGUCCUGAAAAAAGUUAGUAAGUACAAUUGUGUGCUUUUUCAGAAAUCUGACUGUUGAGAGACAAAUUUACAAAAAUAAUUUUGUGGCUAAAAUAUUUUCUGUAUUUGAUUUUGUUCAUUACUGAAAUGCAAGACAUGUUCCAAAUCCUACCCUGAACAAGGAAAUAAGAAGAGGCUGUUGACUUUGGCUAAUCAAAGUGUCAAUUUUUAUAAUUUUGUAGACACAUCAUACCAGCUUCUGCUAGGACUGAUGUUAUACAGAGCAUGAUAAACAUGCAUUGUAUACAGUUCCACAAUCGAUAUGAAAGAAAAGAAAAUCCGUCAGUCUGGGUGGGUUGCGAUAUCAGUACAAACAUAGUAAAGCAACAGAAAUUGAACAGUGAAUAGAGCAAUUUUCAGUCCUUUAAGAACCACAGAAAAACCCUCUAGUGUUCUUUCAACCACUUCAGAAGAAGAGAACUGACAAUUGCUGCCUUUUUAAACUUGCAGCAUCAACAUACCAUCUAAAAUAGAUGAGCCUGUGAAUGGACAAAGUGGUGCUUUAGUGAACAAAUCCCUAUUGUCACCAUGCACUUCACAUACCGGAUGUCCUUAACUGUCUGUAGUUCUGACCUUUCAAAAAGAAGGCACAGAAAGAGAAGCCUGUGAAAUAGUGACACAUCUGUAGUAUCUUGAGAAGGGUCAGUCUUUCAGAACCUUCAGAAAAGCCUCAAGUCUUUGCUUUAGAGAACUUACUUUAGAGAAGCUAAAGUACAGUACUCAGUUUGUGAUUUGAAACACAGCUGAAGAAGUGAAAAAAUACUUGAAAGAAAAGUGUAUUUUUUUUGUUAUUCAACAUACAUUAUGACAUUUUCUUUCCAUAUUAGAAAAGCAAUAAGCCUAUCAAUGCAAAUGUGUAUAUAUGUAUAUAGAGUUUCUUCCAGCUUUAUGCUCUUCAGUUGCCUCAGAUUCACUUAAUCUUUCAAAGUGCCAGAAUUAUACCAUCGUUUGUUUUUUCCUCACCCAAAACUGAAAUUUGUGCCAUAGGACUGGUUUUUGUCAUUUAACAAUUCCUAUAGCAGUAAUUAACAGUUGUUUUUUAUUACAAAGAGAGCUUUUUCAGUUUAUUUUUGUCAACAGCUUUGUAUAUUAAACAUUGCUAUGUAAAUAUUUUAUUACAAAACUAUAUAUAAUGACUCUUCAAUAUUAUAGCAACAAAAACAAAAUGCAACUGGUCAUCAUUAUUUCUUGUCACUAUGGAAAUAGUAAAUAGAAAGUGAAGGCUAUCAUGUUGCUUUUGUAACUGUACUCAGACAGCUUUUAAAAUUCUCCCAUCUGUAUAUGUGGAGUGACCUUAAUUUCUUUCUUAUGAUGUAAAUGAUUACACAAAAUGUCAAAGAAAAUGGAUUGUCUUUUGAGAGUUAUAAUAAUCAUUUUCUUUUCCUUGCUACAAGAUGCUUGCUCUUUCCCAUACAGCAGAAAGCAGAAAUGAUACGCGAUUUUCCUUUAAUCAAGAUGAGACUACUGUCAUGCCUUAUUUACUGGGGUAUCUUCUAAGGUACUAAAUAACGUUUCAUUUCCAGAAAGUGUUGGCUUACAGUAUGUGUUUACUUAAACACAUGUAAACUGUGCAUUGUCACAAAGUAAAAUGAAUAGUCAUCCUGCGUGCAGUACAUAUAAGGGACUUGUGUAGCUUCAGGUUACUGUGGACUAGCUGCAUGAGUAUAGUCCAGUGCUUCAUUUGAGAUCUGCUGAUCUUGCACAAUGAGCAAUACAGCCUUCUCUUUGUACUGUAACUCCAAGAUUUUGGAACACAGUGCCCAGACCCAUUAGAUACUGUAUACUAUGGCUGUGGACAUGUUUAAAACUACUUUAAGAGCAUUUACUGUACCCUAUAGAUUUCAAUGUCUGAUUGUUUUUUACUUUUGGCGCUAUCUGAUCUAUAAACUGUGUGACUUGUGUUACUUCGAUUUUUUAUGCCUGUACUAUUGUAUAGUGCUCUGAAUUCUUUGAAAAGCACUUAUAAAUAAAACCGAUUAUAAAUAUAAUUAUUAUAUGAUGCAAAUAAUUGCAUUCUAAGGCCCACACAAUGAAUACACAGCUGCUUUAGAUAUCUAGUAAUUUAAUAUUUCAAAUCACAGCUUCCAUGUGCAUUUCAAUUAAAGGACCACAUUCUUCUGUGGCAUAUGUCAUGCUUGGAAUGGACAUUGUGAGCUGGAUCUCAGUACCCUUGGUGACAAACUCCUCCAAGAACAACACAUUUGUUGUAGAUUUCAUUUCAAUUUCUGCCUUGAGAAAACAGUGCCUGAUGAUCACGAUGCAGGAUCCCAGAAUGCAGCAAAUAAUUUAGUUAAGUCAUACUACAUUCAUCUAAUGGAAGAGAAAUAAAGUAUAAUAGCUUUGAAAGCUAUUUGUAGCAUAUCAGCAGUACAUUUUUAAUACAUUGUGGUAAAACAUCGGAGCAUGAUAAGGGCAACUGGAAAUUAAAUGUUUAAGAAACAAGUGCUGCCUUUUCUUCACACCCAUCCCAAAGGAAUCUCCCACCCAUUCAGCAGAAAACAAUUCAGUACAAUUUGCUAAUGAAAUAUUGUUUUUUGACUGGCUUUAUUCAUGUCAUCUUUUAUACUUUAAAAAAGCGUAAUUUUGUUUUUGAGGAAUCGGUAGAGGAUAAUUCCAGUCUGAAAAGUAAAACAAAGUCAUUAUGGCCAAGAAGCCUUGUUAAGGUGUGUUGAACAAGGAUCUAAAUUCCUCCACUUCUUAAAUGGUUUUCUUCUUUCACUUACUGUUCAACAUGGAAGUAAAUUUUACUUGUACCUUUAUAAAUUACAGUACAUGGGGAUGCAGCUGUUUUCUAUAAAAAGUCUGUGUUUUUACUUUGCAAUAAGCAGUAAGGUUUCUACACAUCUCACACUUUCUCUUCUGUUUAAGUACACUUUUCAGUUAGAAAAGCUGAAACUCCACACAGGAAGACACAACUUUUACAUCUAAGGCCAAUAAUGGUUUUAAACUCUUAAUCAAAUCACUAUGAUGCUUCACCUACCUAAUUCAAAUGUGUUCCGGAAACCAAAAUGCGUCAAUAAAUAAUUUAUUUUGAACCUCAUGAUUUAUUAAACCUAUCAGCUGUUUGUUCAUGAAUAAAAUAUUAUGCAUGCUUAUAUAUUAAAACAUAGGAGGUUUAAUUAUAAAAUAUAGACAUUACAUGAUGGACUUCUUUGACAUUUCAUAUAUGCAGUAUACUGUCAUGCAGCUUCAAAAUGUGUAGACUUAUUUGUAAUUAGAAUCCUUUGUUGUGACAGAAUGUAAAGAUUGCUUUUGAAAGGGAAUAAGAAAUAUUUUGUUACAAAAAUUCAAUAAAAGUAGUAUAUCUUGUA
Molecule: messenger RNA, 6627 nt
Organism: Lepisosteus oculatus (spotted gar)
Lineage: Eukaryota; Metazoa; Chordata; Actinopteri; Semionotiformes; Lepisosteidae
Gene: pdgfd
Product: platelet derived growth factor d
Biological process (GO): positive regulation of ERK1 and ERK2 cascade; platelet-derived growth factor receptor signaling pathway; positive regulation of cell population proliferation
Cellular component (GO): membrane
Molecular function (GO): growth factor activity; platelet-derived growth factor receptor binding
Source: RefSeq, a predicted model, not a curated record